Molecule: messenger RNA, 847 nt
Organism: Impatiens glandulifera
Lineage: Eukaryota; Viridiplantae; Streptophyta; Magnoliopsida; Ericales; Balsaminaceae
Product: COP9 signalosome complex subunit 8
Exons: 5
Coding region: 49-645 (198 amino acids)
Biological process (GO): protein deneddylation; COP9 signalosome assembly
Cellular component (GO): COP9 signalosome
Source: RefSeq, a predicted model, not a curated record
UUUAAACUUCUGGUUUAGGAAACGAACUGUAGAGAGAGAAGAGCUGCAAUGGAUUUCUCUGCGCUAAACGAUGCUAUGGCAUCGAAGCAAUACGAGAAGAUCGGCGAUAUCUGCGACAAUCUUCUACUUCAGGUUGCAACGGAGGGAAUUGCUUACCAAGAUGAAUGGCCGUAUGCGAUUCAUCUGUUAGGUCAUCUUUACAUCAGUGAUACUAAUAGUGCUCGUUUCCUGUGGAAAUCUAUACCGUCUUCGGUGAAGGAGAACCGUCCUGAAUUGGCCGCCGCUUGGAAAAUCGGACAGCGUUUGUGGACGCGAGAUUAUGCGGGAGUUCACGAAGCUAUUCGCGGAUUCGAUUGGAGUCCUGAGGCUCGUGAAUUCGUGUCUUCUCUCAUAGAUUUGUACACGAAAAAGAUGUUCGAGUUGUUGCAGUCUGCUUAUUCAACUAUCAGCAUCCAAGACACCUCUAUGUUCCUUGGAAUGAGUGAAGAUGAUGCUACAAACUAUGUGGUGGAACGAGGUUCUUGGGAUGUAGACAGAGUUACGGGAAUGCUUACAGUAAAGAAGAAAGCCAUCGCAACGGAGCAAAAACUUGAUUCGAGCAAGUUGCAGCGAUUAACCGAAUAUGUUUUUCAUCUUGAGCAUUAAUUCUCGGAUCUCAUUGCAUUGAAGAAAGAAUAUUUGAAAUCCUUUUUAGUAAGUAACUAUGACGGUUUCUUUCUUCCUCCUAUUACUACAUUCGUUGUUGCUGCUUAAGUAUGAACCCCCAUACUGGUUUGUUUUGAGUGAUGAUUGAUCCUGAUUAGGGUUUCAAUGUUUUUCUUCUUCUCAUUAUAUAAUAUGUUCUUAA